Molecule: messenger RNA, 1497 nt
Organism: Populus nigra (black poplar)
Lineage: Eukaryota; Viridiplantae; Streptophyta; Magnoliopsida; Malpighiales; Salicaceae
Product: biotin carboxyl carrier protein of acetyl-CoA carboxylase 2, chloroplastic-like
Exons: 7
Coding region: 305-1156 (283 amino acids)
Biological process (GO): fatty acid biosynthetic process
Cellular component (GO): acetyl-CoA carboxylase complex
Molecular function (GO): acetyl-CoA carboxylase activity
Source: RefSeq, a predicted model, not a curated record
CGUAGGGAACGUGUGAGGCUUCAGCCUUCAAGUGCCGUUGGGUUAGUUAAAACCUAAAACCGUGCACGUUUCCCCCCUCCUCUUGGAAGUAUCGAAACUCAUAUAUUGCGUUUAAGCUUCUCUCUAUUUUGGUUUCUCAGAUUUCCCACAACACUCACACACACUUCCUUCGAUCCCAUCGCCAAAUUUCUCUACAAAACUCCACCAACCCACCACACUUCUUCAAUCUUUCUGUCAAUAGAAUUCAAAACUCAAUAACUUAGGACAUCAUUCUUUCUUGGGUUUUGCUCUGAGAAGAGAGAGCAUGGCUUCUAUCUCUGUUCCAUGCCCCAAGACUGUCUUGGUUGCUGCUGGUGCGGGAUCCAACGCUCAAAAUCCACUACCAAAGCAUAGGAUCUCUUUUCCUCGACCACCCAAUUCCAAUCAGAACCCGUCUCUCUCUUUCGGAUCCACAGUGUCUGGUUUUGAGUGGCCUAAUAGGAAACAGCAGGCUGUUGUGAAGGUGCAGGCACAGCUGAAUGAGGCUAUUGCCAAGAAAUCUUCAAAUUCGGCGCUGGUGGUGGACACUGAACCCAAAGUUGCAUCGUCAGAGGGAGAGGAUGAACCCACAGAAAGCAAAAUUCCUGACGUGUCAUCUAUCUCAGCAUUUAUGACACAAGUAUCAGAACUUGUCAAACUAGUGGAUUCAAGAGAUAUCACCGAGCUGCAACUGAAGCAAUCAGAUUGUGAGCUUGUAAUAAGGAAAAAGGAGGCUUUGCAGCAAUCACCAGCAGCUGCUAUUCUUGCAAUGCAGCCUCCUUACCCACAUGCAACGUUUCCUGCUCCACUACCAGCAGCUGCUCCUGCCCCAGCUGCUGCUAUUCCCUCUCCAGCCCCUGCUCCUGCCCUGCCUUCUCCUGCAAAGGCAAGCCCGUCAUCUCAUCCACCACUGAAAUGCCCCAUGGCUGGAACCUUUUAUCGGAGUCCAGCUCCAGGUGAACCCCCAUUUGUGAAGGCGGGGGAUAAAGUGCAGAAAGGUCAAGUCAUUUGCAUCAUCGAGGCCAUGAAGCUAAUGAAUGAAAUCGAAGCUGAUCAAUCUGGAACCAUAACCGAGAUCCUGGCAGAGGAUGGGAAACCAGUUAGUGUGGACUCGCCUCUUUUUGUCAUUGUACCAUGAAUGACUUGCAAGGAGCUUCCUUCAAACUCUGUAGCCGCUACUGUUUUCGGAGAAGUAACUCUCAACUUUCAAUAUCCAGUCUCUUCUUUUUUUCCUUUUUUCUCUGUAAUUUUAUAGAAAUAAAAAGUCCGAGUUUGUACUCUAGUUUUGUAUUUGGAGUCUGGAAAAAGCCUUUGGCGAUACGAUAUGUAAGGGAUUCGGCAAUUUUCGAAAAAUAGAAUUCAGAAGCAUCAACUGGAAACCUGUAAUUUUUAUUCCUAGGGUCGAACUUGUAAGAAGCUGUAGCUGCCUCAGCCUCAGCUGUGCGCUGUGCAAUUUAAUUCAAGAAUUGGUUGGUUGAA